Messenger RNA from Monopterus albus (swamp eel), 2040 nucleotides. It is a transcript of the gene cerkl, whose product is annotated as CERK like autophagy regulator. Gene Ontology annotation, biological process: sphingolipid metabolic process; phosphorylation. Lineage: Eukaryota; Metazoa; Chordata; Actinopteri; Synbranchiformes; Synbranchidae. Gene Ontology annotation, molecular function: lipid kinase activity. Bases 114 to 1751 code for a protein of 545 amino acids. The record is from RefSeq and is a predicted model, not a curated record. The transcript is spliced from 14 exons.
GACCCCGGAAAUACACCUGCCAGUGGUGAUCAGCUUACUGCACGUCUAUCUGCCGCCCUGUGUAUCAGGGGGGAACACAGUUUGUUUGUUUGUUUGUUUAUUAGCCAAUAAACAUGUCGGAGCGUGACGACGAGCUGCACAUGAGAGACAGCUCAAAGAAAAAGGGAGAGACUAGGGGCAGGAAGAAGAAAAAGAAAGAGAAUCAAGACGAAGACGAAGAACAGCAGCGGAUGAAGGAGGAAAGGGAGCAAAGUGAGUGUAUUGUGCUGCACGGCAUCUUCAAACUGGGUAAGAAAAGUCACGAUGUCCUGCUUACCCGAACCAGACUGACCUGGACCCCUGUCACCCCAGAGACCCCCUCAGGGGAGGUGCGUGUGCUGCAGCCAGGUGUUGUGCUGCUGCGGGAUGUGUUUGCGGUGAAGGUAAAGCAGCGACGAGCGGUGGGCCAGCAGUCAGGGGGAGCGGUGCUCGGCGUGGCCCUGUUCUGCUGCAGGAGACGAGGGAGGAGGCUGGAGGAGGACACGCUGCAUCUCCACAACGCUUCCGCCGAACACACGCAUCUCUGGUUCAACACCCUAAAGGACCUGCUCAGAGGGUUCAGCCAACGUCCCAGGUAUCUAAAGGUGUUCAUCAACCCCAGCAGCCACAAGAAGGAGGCUGUUCAUAUCUACAGAGAACAUGUGGCUCCCCUCUUCAAGAUGGCCGAUGUCUGCACUGACAUCACUGUGACAGAGAGGAAGGGUCAUGCUCUCUCAGUGAUGAAGGAAUGCAAGCUGGAUGAAUAUGAUGGGGUGGUGUGUGUUGGUGGGGAUGGCUCGGUGGCAGAGCUGUGUCACGCUCUGGUCCUCAGAGCUCAGCUGGAUGCAGAUUCUCCAGAAAACCCAAUGAAACCAGUGCUGCCACUGGGGAUCAUCUUUACAGGCUCUACAGACGUGGUCUCCUGUUCAGUUCAUGGAGUCAGAGACCCAGUCACUGCAGCCCUGCACAUCGUCCUGGGUCACCUGCAGCAGGUAGACAUGUGCAGCUUCUGGUCUCAGGGCCAGUUGGUGCGUUUCGGCUUCUCCGCCCUGUUUGGAUUUGGUGGGCAAAGCUUGGCAAGAGCGGAGAAGAAGAGGUGGAUGCCAUCAUCACGGCGACGAGAGUACGCUCUGGUGAAGACACUGGCUAGACUGAGACCUGAGGACUGUCAGCUGUCUUUUCUACCAAUAAGAGAGUCAACCAGGUAUCUGUUUGAUCAUCAAGACCAGGACCAGGACCCAGACUCAGAUGAGGAGAGGUCCUGGACAACCAUUCAGGGCCUGUACCUGAGCAUCAGCAUCAUGUCCAUCCCAUGUCUGAGUCCACACGUACCUCGAGGUCUGGCUCCCAACACCAGUUUGUCAAAUGGCAGUGCAGCGCUGAUCACCGUAGGAAAUACUUCCAGGUCAGAGUUCAUCAAACACCUGAAGCGAUACAGCAGCUCUAGUGACCAGUUCAGUUUCUCCUUCGUGGAGACGCACACCGUGUCAGCGGUGAGGAUCUGCCCCCGGUUGCUGACUGAGUGGUCUGAGACAGAGAGUGAGGAGGAGGAGGGCGAGUCCAAAUCCACACCCAUCAUCCAGUCAGAUGGAAGCACCUUCCCCUGGAACAUCGACGGAGAGCUGGUGGAGAUUGCAAGCGAGGUGCUCGUCAGGGUCCACCCACAGCUCAUCACUCUGUACGGGGAGGAGAUGGACGAGGCCGAGUCGACUGUCUCCUGCAGCUGCAUCUGAGUCCAGCAGUGGUCGCUCUGUACGUGCAUGUCACCAUGGUACCACAGUGACACAGCAGCGCUUUCUCUAGGUCAUGACUGUUUCCACGGCAAUGUACGAGAACUAAUGCAAAAAGGCACAAAAGUAAUGACAGAGCUUUGCUGCUUCCUGUUAAAGCUGCAUUAAUUGACUUUUUACAGGUUGAUUAAUUGAUUCAUUUUGUAGCUUUAAUAUUCAAUAAAGUAAUUCGUAAGAUACCUUUAACUCGAAACUACCUGUCUUUGAUAAUUUUAAUAAUAAGUUUAUAACU